AUGCUGCCGCAGCGCACCCCGACUGAUGCGGUGCAGCGCGCGUAUACAAUGUCGCCGCAGGAGCGCAUUCUGAUUGCGCAGAUUGCGGCACGGGCACGGCUGCAGCGGACGUGGCGCCACCUUGGUAUCCUCUCGGUGCUGCUCUCCGCACUUAUUGGAUACCGGUGGUACACGGCGCAGGCGCGGCUUGACGCUGACGUGUCGAACUACAAGGCGGUUGUCGUGGACGUGCCCGGCCACACCGCUGUCUACGUGGACGACAACGGCAAGUUCAUUGGCGUGCGUAACUUCAUCGACUUUGCCACCUUCGAGAAGACCUGCGACCCGGAAAAGGAUGUGUUGAUACAGUUUAGCACUUACUACCCAUGGAUCCCGAUGCUGCUGCUAUGUCUACUGCCGGUGCUGGCUGUUGUGAACGCGGGCUUCAACGGGUCAGCACGCAUGAUCACGAUGGCGGCGCAGGCGGAGAAGAGUCGUUUUAUGUUCAAGCGAGAGAUGUCGGUAAGUACGCGGCUGAAGGACGUCGCGGGGCUGACGGAGGCAAAACACGAGGUGGUGGAGGUGAUUGACUUUCUCAAGCACCCGGGACGUUACCAGACGCUUGGUGCGAAGCUGCCGAAGGGCGUGCUGCUCGACGGCCCGCCUGGUGUCGGCAAGACGCUGCUGGCCAAGGCGGUGGCUGGCGAGGCCAUGGUGCCGUUUGUCAGCUGCUCGGGCAGCGAGUUUGAGGAGGUGUACGUGGGCGUCGGCGCACAGCGCGUGCGUGAGCUCUUUCGCGAGGCGCAUAACUGCAAGCCAUGUGUCGUUUUCAUUGAUGAGAUCGACGCUUUCGGCCGCAAGCGCCGAUCAGACGGCAACGGCAGCUCGCGGGGCACCUUGAACGCCUUCCUCGCGGCGCUCGACGGGUUCAAGGAUGCGUCUGGUAUCAUGGUGCUGGCGGCCACGAACCGUGUCGACAUCCUAGACAAUGCGCUGACGCGCUCCGGCCGCUUCGAUCGCAAGAUCUCGCUUGAGAAGCCGUCCUACAAGGAUCGUGUGGCGAUCGCCCUGGUGCAUCUGCAGCCGCUCCACCUUGACCCGUCAUCCUCGCUGCAGAACUACGCCGAGAUGGUAGCGGCGCUGACGCCUGGCUGCAGCGGGGCAGACAUCUUCAACGUGUGCAACGAGGCGGCUAUCCAGGCGGCGCGGGAGGACAAGGAGUAUGUCGGGGCGACGCACUUUCAUCUGGCUGUCGAGCGGGUGCUCGUGGGUCUUGAAAAGAGCGCUGUCAAGUACACGCCCCACGAGAAAGAGCGACUGGCGUACCACGAGGCGGGGAUUGUGGUGCUGAACUGGUUCCAGAGCGACACGGAUCCGGUCAUCAAGUCCACCAUCCUGCCGCGCGGCCGCCACCGCACGGGCGUGACACAGAAGCUGCCGCAGAACAUCUACAUCUCGACGCAGGAGCGACUGCUGCAACGCAUUGUGGGCCGGCUGGGCGGCUACGUGUCAGAGGAGCACUUCUUCAGCGAUGUGUCGACGAGUGCGGCCGAAGAUUUGCAGAUGGCGACGAGCAUGGCACGUGACAUGGUGUGCGUGUACGGCAUGGACCCGGUGCACAUUGGGCACAUGGGGUUCGAGCUGGACCGCGACGACACGCUGCAGAAACCGUUUGGCCCCGAGAAAGAGAACGCGGUUGACAUUGCCGUGGAGACGAUUGUGCAGUCGUGCCUAAAGCGGGCGCGAGCUCUGAUGCUGGAGCACCUGAAUCACACCCGCAUCAUUGCUGGGCUGCUGCUGAAGCAGGAGACGCUGAAUGCACAUGAAAUGUGGUUCGCACUGGGCGACCGCCCUGCCAUGACGAAGGAGUUCCGGACCUACCUGGAAAGCUAA
Leishmania mexicana MHOM/GT/2001/U1103 is the source of this 1872-nucleotide messenger RNA. Its product is annotated as metallo-peptidase, Clan MA(E), Family M41. NCBI's taxonomy places the organism in Eukaryota, Euglenozoa, Kinetoplastea, Trypanosomatida, Trypanosomatidae. The record is from RefSeq and is a predicted model, not a curated record. Gene Ontology annotation, molecular function: ATP hydrolysis activity; ATP-dependent peptidase activity; metalloendopeptidase activity. Bases 1 to 1872 code for a protein of 623 amino acids. Gene Ontology annotation, biological process: protein-containing complex assembly; mitochondrial protein processing. Gene Ontology annotation, cellular component: m-AAA complex. The transcript has a single exon.